Messenger RNA from Corylus avellana, 3483 nucleotides. Its product is annotated as protein EMBRYO DEFECTIVE 2247. NCBI's taxonomy places the organism in Eukaryota, Viridiplantae, Streptophyta, Magnoliopsida, Fagales, Betulaceae. Gene Ontology annotation, cellular component: cytosol; cytoplasm. Gene Ontology annotation, biological process: valyl-tRNA aminoacylation. The record is from RefSeq and is a predicted model, not a curated record. Gene Ontology annotation, molecular function: ATP binding; aminoacyl-tRNA deacylase activity; valine-tRNA ligase activity.
UCCUCUGCUUCCCUCUGCAAAUAAAAUCUCUGCCACUUAAAAAGUUAAAACCCCAGGCCAUAGACAUCCUCUUCUCCACAGCCCAUAGCCAUAUCGUAGAGUUUUUGUUUCUUCCACUCUUCUUCUUCUUCUUCUUCUUCUUCAGUUUCGCAGAGACAUUGUAACAAAUGAUACUUCAAACGGUGCUCUCCUCUGGUCCGCUCCUCUUCUCUCCAUGCUGCUCUACUUAUAAGAGACUCAAUCCCCUUUCCUUCUCCAAACGACGUCGCGGCCUGCGUCGUUGGCAUUUCAUCAGACCUAGGCCUUUCGCUGCAGUUGCUGCAGCAGAGAAUGGCGUGUUUACAUCUCCAGAGAUAGCGAAGACGUUCGAUUUUGCUUCGGAGGAACGGAUAUACAAUUGGUGGGAGUCCCAAGGUUAUUUUAGGCCAAACUUUGACCGAGGAAGCGAUCCAUUUGUGAUUUCAAUGCCGCCUCCUAAUGUUACUGGGUCUCUGCAUAUGGGACAUGCAAUGUUUGUGACCCUUGAGGAUAUUAUGGUUAGGUACCAUCGAAUGAGAGGAAGGCCAACACUUUGGCUUCCUGGGACUGAUCAUGCUGGUAUUGCAACCCAGUUGGUAGUUGAAAGAAUGCUUGCAUCUGAAGGAAUAAAAAGGGUUGAUUUAAGUAGAGAUGAGUUCACAAACCGAGUUUGGGAAUGGAAAGAGAAGUAUGGUGGAACCAUCGCAAAUCAGAUUAGGAGACUUGGUGCUUCCUGUGAUUGGAGUAGAGAACGCUUCACCCUUGAUGAACAGCUAAGUCGAGCUGUUAUUGAGGCCUUUGUCAGGCUUCAUGAGAAAGGCUUAAUCUAUCAAGGAUCUUAUAUGGUCAACUGGUCUCCCAGUCUGCAGACUGCAGUUUCGGAUUUGGAAGUAGAAUAUUCCGAAGAAUCUGGUGCACUGUAUUACAUUAAGUAUCGUGUUGCUGGAGGUUCAAGUAGUGACUAUUUGACAAUAGCGACAACACGUCCAGAAACUUUAUUUGGUGACGUAGCGAUUGCAGUGCAUCCAAAGGAUGAUCGGUAUUCUAAGUAUAUAGGUAUGAUGGCAAUUGUGCCUAUGACAUAUGGCCGUCACGUCCCUAUCAUCUCUGACAGGCAAGUGGAUAAAGAUUUUGGAACUGGUGUGCUGAAGAUAAGCCCUGGGCAUGAUCAUAAUGAUUAUCUUCUUGCCAGAAAGCUUGGUCUCCCAAUACUUAAUAUAAUGAACAAGGAUGGGACACUUAAUGAAGUUGCUGGAUUGUUCUGUGGCCUUGAUCGGUUUGAGGCUCGGAAGAAACUUUGGGCAGAUCUGGAGGAGACAGGCUUAGCUGUAAAAAAAGAACCACACACUCUACGAGUUCCCAGAUCCCAACGUGGUGGAGAAAUAAUAGAGCCACUUAUAAGCAAGCAGUGGUUUGUUAGUAUGGAGACCCUGGCUGAGAAAGCACUUCGUGUAAUUGAAAAAGGAGAAUUAACCAUUAUUCCUGAAAGAUUUGAGAAGAUUUACAAUCACUGGCUAUCAAAUAUUAAGGACUGGUGUAUAAGUAGACAACUAUGGUGGGGGCACCGCAUUCCGGUUUGGUACAUCGUGGGGAAAGACUGUGAAGAAGAAUACAUAGUUGCUCGGAGUUCUGAUGAAGCACUUGAGAAAGCUCGUGCAAAGUUUGGAAAAGAUGUAGAAAUAUAUCAAGAUCCAGAUGUUCUUGACACUUGGUUCUCAAGUGCGCUAUGGCCUUUUAGUACUCUUGGAUGGCCAGAUGUGUCUGCAGAGGAUUUUAAACGGUUUUAUCCAACAACAAUGCUUGAAACUGGGCAUGACAUAUUGUUUUUCUGGGUGGCAAGGAUGGUCAUGAUGGGAAUUGAGUUCACAGGGACUAUUCCUUUUUCAUAUGUUUAUCUACAUGGACUCAUCCGAGACUCACAAGGGCGUAAAAUGUCAAAAACACUGGGUAAUGUAAUAGAUCCAAUUGAUACUAUCAAGGAAUUUGGCACUGAUGCUUUACGUUUCUCAAUUGCCUUGGGAACUGCUGGCCAGGACCUUAAUUUAUCCACGGAGAGAUUGGCCUCGAACAAGGCCUUCACUAACAAAUUGUGGAAUGCUGGCAAGUUUGUGUUGCAGAAUUUGCCUGAUCAGAAUGAUGCUACUUGGGAAAGUAUACUUGCUUAUAAGUUUGACAUGGAGGAAUCUCUAAUUGCACUACCCUUACCAGAAUGUUGGGUGGUCUCAAAACUUCAUUUGCUUAUUGACAUGGUGACAUCAAGUUAUGAAAAAUUUUUCUUUGGAGAUGUUGGAAGGGAAACAUAUGAUUUCUUUUGGGGUGAUUUUGCUGAUUGGUAUAUUGAGGCCAGUAAAGCUCGGCUUUAUCACUCUGGGGGCGAUUCAGUUGCACCAGUGGCACAGGCAGUCCUGUUGUAUGUUUUCGAAAACAUACUAAAAUUGCUGCAUCCCUUCAUGCCUUUCGUUACUGAGGAAUUAUGGCAGGCACUCCCCCAACGGAAAGAAGCUAUUAUGGUGUCUCCUUGGCCACAAACUUCACUUCCAAGGCAUGCCAACUCAAUAAAGAAGUUUGAAAAUUUACAAGCUUUAACUAGAGCAAUACGGAAUGCUCGAGCGGAAUAUUCUGUUGAACCAGGGAAGCGUAUAUCUGCAUCUAUUGUUGCAAGUGAAGAAGUAAUCCAAUAUAUAUCUAAAGAAAAGGAGGUUCUAGCGCUUCUCUCCAGGCUAGAUGUUCAAAAUGUCCAAUUCACAAAUUCUCCUCCAGGAGAUGCAGAACAAUCUGUCCACUUAGUAGCUGGUGAAGGACUAGAGGCAUAUCUCCCUCUUGCUGAUAUGAUUGAUAUUUCUGCUGAAGUUGAACGUCUUUCUAAGCGCCUUUCCAAGAUGCAGACAGAGUAUGAUGGACUUAAAGCUCGCCUAAGUUCCCCGAACUUUGUGGAGAAAGCUCCGGCUGACGUUGUCCGUGGGGUCCGAGAAAAAGCAGCAGAAGCAGAAGAAAAGAUAAUUCUCACCAAAAACCGUCUAGCUCUCCUCAAAUCAACUACUCCAAUUACAAAUUAAGUUUCAGAAUUGACUCAAUUACAAAUCUUCAGAGCGGAAAUCCUCUUCACAAUGUUUUCACCGGAUAUUGAAACAUUUGGGAUAAACAUCGUCAUCAUCAUAAUGGAUUUGAUGGUGGUUAAUCGUUUCAGAUGGCAGCUAGCUAGGGUUGUGAGAAGGUCCAUGCAAUGCCAGAAAGCUUCUUUACCGUGCUUCACAUACUACGAGUUAGAGCAGUUGGAUAGAAUUGGGUGUGAUGGAUGCUAACAGCUUCUUCAUUUCUUCAGUGUCAAAGUUGUGGCAACGUUUUUGUUGUAUUGUUCUCCGGCUAAUGAUUGCUAGUGCUACUGUAGAUUAAAUUUAUUUUGUAAUCUUAAUUUCUUUUUUCUUUUAUGCCAUAACGUGAUUUAAUAAAAACUUCUUUCUGUUA